Photinus pyralis (common eastern firefly) is the source of this 1033-nucleotide messenger RNA. RefSeq lists its product as uncharacterized. The record is from RefSeq and is a predicted model, not a curated record. Bases 84 to 1010 code for a protein of 308 amino acids. The transcript has 4 exons. Gene Ontology annotation, molecular function: nucleic acid binding. NCBI's taxonomy places the organism in Eukaryota, Metazoa, Arthropoda, Insecta, Coleoptera, Lampyridae.
AUCAAAGUUGAAAACGCUUAGGCAAGUCCACAGUGCAGCAACGCCGUUAACAGACAAGUCAUUACCGUUACAAUUAGGUAAAUAUGACGAACCGAUACACAGAAGGUGAGCAAAGUUUGAUUUUGAAGUUGAUUCAGUACUUCCAAGGGGAAAAAGAAGCAGGCAAAACUUUAACACCCGUAAGCGCAGUAUAUGAUAGGGUUUGUGCUGCCCUGGGUGUAUCGUUGUGGACUGUAAAAAGAAUUAGUACAAGAGGUGUUAAAAAAGAUGACGAUUACAAAUCGCAAAAAAGUGUGGCUAUUAGUUUAUCUCACGGACCUUCGCUGCAUGAAAUACAUGAACAUGUAAUAAGGACACGGAUUUAUGCAAUGUAUGCGACAGGUGAGAAUGUUACACUCCGUUCUUUACACAGUAAUCUUCAACGACUUGAUGGCGUAGAAAUAUCUGCUACCUCUUUAUCCCGCAGUUUGAGGAAACUGAAAUUCACGUGGCGGAGAUGCACCGUUUCUAAUAGAUUAUUUUUAAUGGAACAGCUCUAUGUAGCUCAAAGAAGACUACAAUUUUUGAGAGACUUUAAACACAACGAAACUUCACUCUUUCCAUUACGAUCACCUGUGGUUUUAGACGAAACCUGGAUAUACAGUAAAGGGUCUUUUAGAAGAAGCUGGCAAGAUGGUACUCUCAAAACAGUUAGAAAAAAAAGUGGUGAAGGGGUCAGGUAUAUAAUACUCGAUGCAGGAUCAGAAGAUGGAUUUGUACCAAACGCAAGUCUAAUUUUUAAAUCUGGUAGCAAGUCCGGAGACUAUCAUGACUCCAUGAAUUGCCUUAACUUUGAGAUGUGGUUUGAACAACAAUUGAUCCCGAACUUGGAUGAACCUUCUCUUAUAAUUAUGGACAACGCUUCUUACCAUUCAGGAUUGGUAGAAAAAAGUCCAAAUCAAUGCUGGACAAAAAUGUCACUUAUAAAGUGGCUAACAUCACGAGACAUUACAUUUGCACCAUUGAGUUAGAAAACUAAUGGAGGGAAUAUAAU